AUGCGAAUGACAUUCUUGACUGCCUACAUUCUCUCAUACAUCACAAUGCUUGUCCGUAUUCUCGGGGCAAAAUACAAGAAAGGGGGUCAUCGACGAACUACCUGUUCGUUAAUCGCGAUUAACCGUCAUCUAAACACCAAACUAUUGCUCUCCACAGAUUACAGAACGGACCAUACUGCAUUACACGGUGGUUAUCGUAGCAGCCGCAAAACGUUUCAGCUGCUCCCGCAACUAAAUAAAUCGGACGGGCAACAGAGUACGUGGGGACCUUGUAAACCUAAUGGGAUAAAGGGCGAUUCACCAAUCGCUCAUGCUGGCUGA
Paracoccidioides lutzii Pb01 is the source of this 321-nucleotide messenger RNA. RefSeq lists its product as hypothetical. The transcript has a single exon. The record is from RefSeq and is a predicted model, not a curated record. The coding region runs from base 1 to 321 and encodes 106 amino acids.